CUUCUUCCCCAUGUGAGACUGCGAUCUCGCUGCCUCCUUUUGAAUUAGUCUAUUGGUAGUAGUUAGCACUGUCCACAAAGCAUCAAUACAUUUUAGAUUUGGAAAGGCUGAGACAAAGCAGAGGCAUGUUGGAUUCUGUUCGUUCCUUCAACGACGACAACGAGAAGAAGAAGAGCAAGUUUGUGCCGCUUCGUGUCGCGGCUCGCAUCUUUGACUUCCUUGCCUCCUCCCCCUGCUCCUCUUUAACAACCAAUUCAGAGAAGUCCCCUGCUGCUCCUGGUCCUGCGGUUCUGAGUCCAGUGAUGGCGGAGAGCGCAGGUUUGCCGGCAGCAGCGGCUGAGGAUGGGAUGGUGGAGGUGGCGGCGAUGCAAAAGGCAGUGAAGCAGCUGCACUUUGGUGAGCGCGAGGAGAUCAAGGUGGCAGCGGUUGCUGAGAUCAAGAAGUUGGCGGCCGGCGAUCCCGGUAGGAAGCGGUUGCUGGCCGCGCUCGGUGUCAUCCCGCCUCUGGUGUCCAUGCUCGUGGAGUUGCAGGACGACCAACACCGGCAGCUUGUAGUUGAAACGCUCAUCGUGCUAGCCCACGGCUCUUUCAAGAACAAGGCACUCAUUGUGGAGGCAGGUCUCCUCGUCAAACUGCAGCAGGUCACGAACACCGAGGACGUCCCAAGGAACCAGCGUUUGGCUCCCCUCCUCCUAUCCCUCUCCUUCCUGGCAAAAACCCAGUCCCCAGUUAACCCCAUCCGCAUGCUACCUUUCCUGGUCAAAAUCUCCACCGCCACCGAAACAACCGACGAGACGAAGUUGACAUGCUUAGCUACCUUGUAUAACCUAUCCACAAAGCUCGACAACGUUAGAGCCAUCGUUUCCAGCGGCGCGGUGCAUAUUCUCCUAAAGUUGAUCCAGAACAGGAAGGCCUCAGAGGGAGCUCUGGCAACUCUGGGCAACUUGAUGCUGAGUGAAGCAGGAAAGAGAGUCAUAGAGGAGGACUCGAUGGUCCCGGAAGCGCUGAUGGAGAGCAUGGCGUGGGAGGAUGAGCCCAAAUGUCAAGAGCUCGCCGCCUACCUACUGAUGGUUCUUGCUCACCGGAGCAGGACCCAGAGGCAGAAGAUGACAGAGCUGGGGAUAGUGUCAUUAGUCCUUGAAGUGGCAUUGUUAGGGAGUCCCAUUGCGCAGAAGAGGGCACUGAAGAUACUGCAGUGGUUCAAAGAUGAGGGGCGUGCAAGGACCGGAGGGCAUUCUGGGCCUCAAGCAGACCAGAUUUCGCUUCCGAGCAGCUCAGCUGGUAAGCAGCAUAUCCGGGAGUGCAGAAGGGCUGUGAAGAAGAUGGUAAAGCAGAGCCUCGAUAGGAACAUGCAAGUCAUUACAAGGAGAGCUCAUGCUUCAGAGGAUUUUUCUUGCUUCAAGAGCUUGGCUGGCUCUUCCAGCUCCAAGAGCUUGCCUUAUUGAACACGACAAAGCUGACAAUUUGGUCAAGGCAAUUGUGACAUUGUAAAUCUAGUGAAAAUUGAUGGUCUAGUUUGCCUAAUACAAUGAUCUAUCGAUGUGAUCUUA
Messenger RNA from Musa acuminata subsp. malaccensis (wild Malaysian banana), 1550 nucleotides. RefSeq lists its product as uncharacterized. Gene Ontology annotation, molecular function: protein binding. The record is from RefSeq and is a predicted model, not a curated record. NCBI's taxonomy places the organism in Eukaryota, Viridiplantae, Streptophyta, Magnoliopsida, Zingiberales, Musaceae.